Liolophura sinensis is the source of this 4087-nucleotide messenger RNA. RefSeq names its product lissencephaly-1 homolog. Gene Ontology annotation, cellular component: COPI vesicle coat. The transcript has 13 exons. The record is from RefSeq and is a predicted model, not a curated record. NCBI's taxonomy places the organism in Eukaryota, Metazoa, Mollusca, Polyplacophora, Chitonida, Chitonidae. Gene Ontology annotation, biological process: endoplasmic reticulum to Golgi vesicle-mediated transport; intra-Golgi vesicle-mediated transport; retrograde vesicle-mediated transport, Golgi to endoplasmic reticulum. Bases 280 to 1503 code for a protein of 407 amino acids. Gene Ontology annotation, molecular function: protein binding.
CAAACGGCGAUUUGGAGCCUUAACGUGUGGAAGUUGGGAUAAAUUAUCCGAUAUUUACAGCUGGCUGUCGUCCCUGGCCCAACAGAAUAAUGUCAUCUAUUUAUCCUUAAAGUACAACAGGACGUGCUGACAAAGUUUCGAACCUAUCAAGAAAUACUUUUCGCGCGAUAUCGUCAGCUGACAGGUUUCACAUUUUCUUCAAGGAGAAAGCCUUUGCAAACAUAAGACUUCUCUUUCACCCAUCUUUUCACCACUAUUGUUGACUAACAGCAGAUCAGUAUGGUUCUCUCUCAAAGACAACGUGAAGAGCUGAACAAAGCUAUAGCAGACUACCUAAGCUCCAGUGGCUAUAUCAAUUCUCUGGCAGAGUUUCAGAAGGAGGCUGAUAUGCCUGGUGACAUAGACAAGAAAUAUGGAGGACUGCUAGAAAAAAAAUGGACCUCUGUCAUUCGCUUGCAGAAAAAGGUUAUGGAUUUGGAGGCCAAGCUAACAGAGGUGGAGCGGGAGGCCAAUUCUGGCACUGGGAACCGUGACCGUAGGAGCCCAAAGGAGUGGAUCCCCCGCCCCCCGGAGAAGUACAGCCUUACAGGCCACAGGAGCCCUGUCACCAGGGUGAUCUUUCACCCGGUGUACAGCGUGCUCGUCUCGGCCAGUGAAGACGCAACUAUCAAGGUGUGGGAUUAUGAGGCAGGGGACUACGAGAGAACCCUUAAGGGACACACAGACUCUGUGCAGGACAUAGCUUUUGAUCACACUGGCAAAUACCUAGUUUCGUGCUCAGCAGAUAUGACCAUUAAGUUGUGGGACUUUGGAGGGUAUGAGUGUAUCAAAACCAUGCAUGGCCAUGAUCACAAUGUGUCCAGCGUGACUUUUGUGCCUAGUGGAGAUUUCAUAGUGUCCUCCUCCCGAGAUAAGACCAUUAAGAUGUGGGAAGUGGCCACAGGGUACUGUGUGAAGACAUUCACAGGUCACAGAGAGUGGGUACGUAUGGCGAGAGUGUACCACGAUGGAUCUCUUCUGGCCAGCUGCUCUAAUGACCAGACGGUGAGGGUGUGGGUGGUGGCCACUAAGGAGUGUAAAGGAGAAUUAAGAGAACAUGAGCACGUGGUGGAGUGUAUAGCCUGGGCACCUGAGGCUGCCCACCAGGCCAUCAAUGACGGCGCUGGCAAUGACAAGAAGGGGGCUCGCUCAGGCCCCUUCCUGAUCUCUGGAUCUCGUGACAAGACCAUCAAGAUGUGGGACGUCAGUGUUGGACUCUGUCUCUUUACCUUGGUGGGUCAUGACAACUGGGUGCGAGGGCUACUCUUCCACCCUGGAGGCAAAUUUGUCCUGAGCGCAUCAGAUGACAAGACACUUCGUGUGUGGGACAUAGCCAAUAGGAGAAACCAUAAGACUUUAGAAGCACAUGCGCAUUUCGUAACGUCGCUAGACAUGCAUAAGACGAAACCUUUCGUAAUUUCCGGUAGUGUGGAGCAGUCAGUCAAGGUGUGGGAGUGUCGUUAGGGGCGGUGUCACUGCCUUGGUGAUUGAAUGUCACUGCUAUGGUGAUAGAAGAACGUUAGUAAGGGGCAGUAACUUGCCGACUGGCUUUAACCGUGGCUCAACUCUGAGCACGAUUUUUGCUUACAGUGCACCUCCAAGUCAUUGUGAUACAUUGUAGAUCAAAACUUUUGCCCUGAAGUUCACUCAUUGUGUUUCGCAUGUAUGACUUUAAAUUAUUGCUUCAGUGUACUGUACGUUGUGUAGUCGUGUACUUGAUCGUGGGGUUCGUCAUUCCCAGGUCAUUUCUGCCCUAUCUUCCAGCAUUUUCUGACUUGUGUGGUGAGCACUCCAGUGAUUUCCCCUUGUUGUAUUACUCGAUAUAAUAGAGAACAGAGCACUCAGAUAUUUGGACACUGGAUACAACCUGUUUGGGCCUUGUGGUCUGGACGAGUAGUACUUGUGGCCUGGACGAGUAGAUGAAGAUGUGGAUGGUAAAUUUAGCCUCGUGCAAAGUGUACAAAACAGAUGUCCUAGCAUAUACAAGGCUUGCAUCCAAGGGGCACCUGUGGAAUGGAUACGACGACGACAUCAUAGUCUAGGACAAAGUACAAGAGGAAACUGUAGCUCACAGCCCUCACAAGAUCCCAAACCCAGACGUUGUACAGACCCGUGAACAAGUUAUGUAGUAUAACGUUAUAUUGUAGAACAUCAUAUUUGGUCCAGUGUUAGUCAGUACUUAUUAAUAAUAAAUAUUAAAUGGGAAUUAAUUCCAGAGUAGUAAACGUUGCAACUGUACAUUGCUGCCAGUGUCUAGGUAUGGAAUUAGUGUGAUGUGGCCUGCACUAUUAUAUACAUGUAGCACAUGGUUGUAACAGUACAUCCUGUCUUAAUAAACUAGCUACAUGUAGUUUUUUGUGAACGUGGUAGGAGAAAUGAGCUUUUGGAUUGUACAGUAGAGGGGGCCUUAAAAAAGACGCUUACGUGCUUGUUCUUCAGUGUGAUAUAUAUAAAAAUAUAUCUAUAUACAUACCUACAUAUAUAUAUAUAUUUAUGAGUGUUGUAAUUCAACUCUAGGUUGGUAAUUGUGUGCUGUCUGCAGAGAAGUUAAGGUAGGCUUUGCAUAGUUGUACAUAGUUCUGUAUUCUGUAGUGUUUGAAUGUUGAACUCUGAAUGUGUUGCUACCUUGGGUAUGUUGAAUUCAUUUCUGCUCUCGCACCUCCGCUCUUAUCUACAUACUGAUACUUGGAUAUACUGGAUUCUCCACUAAUCCUGUGGUGGGAAGAUCCCAUGAUGUCUCUAGAUAUUAGAAGUAUGACAGAUUUGUGUAGCUUUGCCUGUUCCAAAAGGCAAGACAAAGUUCUGUUGACAGACUAGAGCUACAUACGGUUUGGUAGAUUGGAUAUUAAAAGUGUGAUUCCAGACAUUUACAGUUCAAUGUCACAGAUUUAUUUUUGUGUAUUAAUUGUUGUUUUUGGCUCCAUGAUGAAGUGCUGCACCAUUCACUUUAAGCCUGAUAUAGUCUCAUGAAUUUGAAUGACAAUAACUAAUCAGUCAAUGCAUUCUAGUGAUCUGUUGGUUUAGAGAAUUGUUUGGAAGCUGUAGCAUGUACGUUUACAUUUGGAAAAUCAAAAUUUUUUUUCCAAGAUUCAGAUGAAAGAAAAAAAACCAGAAGAAAGCAGACCAAAUUUUCAGAAGUUGUAAACAAGUAACAACUUUUAAACAUCAUAAUUAAGAUUGGUGCUUAAUUUGCAUAUGGAAGAAAGUCCUCAAAAAACAAAGCAUUGAUAAACAGGGGCCAAAACUGGAGCAAAAUUUCUGUUAGGGUUUUCAGAAGGUAUAUCCUGAUGCCAUCAGUUCAGUACAGAAUAAUCUCUCUUGUGGUAUUUUCGUCAGAUGUUUAGAUUUCAAGUAGUUCAGAGGAUUGCUGCAUGGAACAGGGCAGUGGUGGUUUGUGUUUACCAAGAGGUGUUUUGUAUGCUUCUGAGAUCUGAAGAAAAUGCUAUUUAUUUUUGUUAAUCAGAUAUAAAUUUUUUGAGAGGUGCUGUGGCUCAAGUAGGAGUGAGUGUGAAUAUGAUCAAUGUAGUUGGAGCAAAUUUGACGAAGCACCACGAAAGUGUUGACAUCAGAACUCUGACAGCCUAAUGCCAACAGCACUGGUUUCUAUGGUAGAGCAAACGUGGAGCAUUGAGCGCUUCGUCAAACGAAGCCCAUAUUGUUAUUGGUUUGCAAAAUCUUCAAUCCCCCUAUAUUUUGGCCGGACAAAGCUAAAGCUUGACACUAUCUUGUUGUUAAAUUUUAUGAUUAUUGCAAAAUAUGUACAAGAAUCCACAACUUGGGUCUAAUUUCUUGGCUUGCAUUCCUUUGAGAAAACUUGGGGCAUUUACAAUUCAUUCUUCUGUAAACACAAAAAUUAGAAGUGUGUACAAACUUAGACUUUGGAAUAGGAAGUAGUUAUAGCCAGGUUUUUAUUGGACAUUCUUUGCCAGGUGAAAUGGGGUGGGGGGGGGGGGAGCUGCAGAAAUAAGAGAACAAGAGUGAACAGCAUAAGCUAAAGUAAAAUGUAACAAGAAAUAAAAUUUUCAAAAUUUUGAGAGGAGGAACUGAA